Messenger RNA from Camelina sativa (false flax), 435 nucleotides. Lineage: Eukaryota; Viridiplantae; Streptophyta; Magnoliopsida; Brassicales; Brassicaceae. The record is from RefSeq and is a predicted model, not a curated record.
AUGGGCGAAGAAGAUGGAGAUGAUUUAUACGUUACACUCAAGGACAAAGAUUCCUUGAUCGUUGCUGUAAUACCAAAGCAACCAGCUGGAGCUGAGACCUUUGAGGAUGAUGAUGAUGAUGAUGAUGAUUUGGUGAAUUUUUAUAUCUUUGAUCUGAUAAGUUUAAGCUCCCACCGUCAGCAAGCCGGUGGAAGAGGAAGCUUUAUAUAUUACUUUCUGCGUAACAAGUUAAAGCUUCCAGAUAAUGGGACUUUUCUCUUUAAGUCUGAAGAUGUGGGUUAUUACCACCUUAUGGUUUAUCUUGGCGCCUAUUGCCCACCGGUGGGAACUAUAUUUUUAUUAGGGACUGGCUUUUCAAUCAUCUUGCUCAAUCUUGGUAAACGACAGCCUGGUGAUGUUAGAGCAACUCAUUCGAUUAAGACUGUGGUUUUUUAA